Mya arenaria is the source of this 1065-nucleotide messenger RNA. RefSeq lists its product as uncharacterized. The coding region runs from base 92 to 895 and encodes 267 amino acids. NCBI's taxonomy places the organism in Eukaryota, Metazoa, Mollusca, Bivalvia, Myida, Myidae. The record is from RefSeq and is a predicted model, not a curated record. The transcript has a single exon.
CACAUUUUUAAAUCAACACAGAGACACUUCAUACAACUCUUUCAGCGGAAUUUUAUGUGUUUUCGAAACUAGGACCUUGGGAACGAUUAACAUGAUGUUGAUAUACCAUUUUGUCGAACUUUAUUUCAUUGCAACUAACUAUGUCUGGUGUUUCCCUCCACCAGGCCAUUGUGACAAUAUACAAUGCGGGUUUCCUCUGUGCCCGCCCGGAGUGGACCUCGUUCUAAAACCGGGAGCAUGCUGCCCAGGCUGUGCAGUCGAGUGCGACCAGAUACACUGCGACUGGCCGGACUGUGGCGACGCCUGGCCCGAGACUAAGCCAGGUGACUGCUGUCCAAGCUGCCCAGACGAGUGCGACCAGAUACACUGCGGCUGGCCGGACUGUGGCGGCGCCAUGCCCGAGACUAAGCCAGGUGACUGCUGUCCCAGCUGCCCAGACGAGUGCGACCAGAUACAGUGCGGCUGGCCGGACUGUGGCGGCGCCAUGCCCGAGACUAAGCCAGGUGACUGCUGUCCCAGCUGCCCAGACGAGUGCGACCAGAUACACUGCGGCUGGCCGGACUGUGGCGGCGCCAUGCCCGAGACUAAGCCAGGUGACUGCUGUCCAAGCUGCCCAGACGAGUGCGACCAGAUACACUGCGGCUGGCCGGACUGUGGCGGCGCCAUGCCCGAGACUAAGCCAGGUGACUGUUGUCCCAGCUGCCCAGACGAGUGCGACCAGAUACACUGCGGCUGGCCGGACUGUGGCGGCGCCAUGCCCGAGACUAAGCCAGGUGACUGUUGUCCCAGCUGCCCAGACGAGUGCGACCAGAUACACUGCGGCUGGCCGGACUGUGGCGGCGCCAUGCCCGAGACUAAGCCAGGUGACUGCUGUCCCAGCUGCCCGGAUCUAUGAGGGCCUCUACUGCGACUGGCCGGACUAUGGAACCUCCACGCCCCAAUUCAAGCCGCAUGUUUGUUUCCCUGAAUGUCCAUCGGACAAUUAAAAACGAUAAUGAGCUGUGUCUGGCGUUCUUAAAUAAAAUAUCGAAGAUGUAACCUAAAAAAUAAAUAUAAUUUAAUGUG